Molecule: messenger RNA, 2898 nt
Organism: Salarias fasciatus (jewelled blenny)
Lineage: Eukaryota; Metazoa; Chordata; Actinopteri; Blenniiformes; Blenniidae
Gene: shisa2b
Product: shisa family member 2b
Exons: 2
Coding region: 517-1386 (289 amino acids)
Source: RefSeq, a predicted model, not a curated record
ACAAUGCGGACUGCGCCGCAGAAGCUGGAGAGCAUAUCUUUACGCGCGGGGCCGGGAGCGAGAGGAGGACUGUGGAUUGACAGCAGCUGUGCGCCCCCGGAUCAGGCUACAUGUCUUGGUUUCUCUGCAUCCCUGUGGAAAGUCAUUUGAGGAGGUCGGAGGGGAGCCGAGCAGCCAUCGAAGCUUCCCCGCCUGGAUUAACACACCGUGGACGGCUUAUGACUGGAUUAAGCUUUUAAUAUUUCAUGUGUGUGAUAUAUUUGUGACUGUUGAGCUUUGAAAGUGUUUCUGUGAGACCUGUGGAUAAUCGCGCGCACUUCGGGAUCGCUCUUUUUUUGUGGAUCUGAAUUACGCGCGGGGGUUCCGCGGAACAAAUGACAGCCUCUACGCGGUUUGUUGCUUCCUCUCUUUAUCGCACUGACCCGGCGGAUCUCUCCCCUCAGCAGGGUCGAGUCUGGGAGUAAAAAAAAAAAAAAAAGCCUGUCUUGUGUCUUCCAGCGCGCCAUCGGGCCAGAUAUGUGGGGAGGGGGUUUCCCGAUGUCCGUCACCGUGAUUGUGACUCUGCUCCUGGUCAUCAUAGACGUGAAAGCCAGCGGGGAGUACUGUCACGGCUGGCACGACUCCCAGGGGGUCUGGAAAGAGGGGUUCCAGUGCCCGGAGAAGAUCGACGCGGAGGACGCGAUCAUCUGCUGCGGGAAAUGCGAGCUGCGCUACUGCUGCGCCAGCACGGACGCGCGCCUGGACCAGGGCAGCUGCGACAACGACCGGCAGGCGCAGGAGCCCGGGGCGGACAGCAAGGACACCAGGGACUCCGGGGCGGUGCCCAUCUACGUUCCCUUCCUGAUCGUGGGCUCGGUGUUCGUGGCGUUCAUCGUGGUGGGCUCUGCGGUGGCCGUGUGCUGCUGCCGCUGCCUCCGGCCCAAGCCGGAGCUGUCGUCCACGGGAGCGACGGGCGGCGGCUCGGGCGGCGGCCGGCUCUUGGAAACCAUCCCCAUGAUGGCCAGCACCUCCAGGGGCUCCUCGUCCCGCCAGUCCAGCACGGCCACCUCGUCCAGCUCCUCCGCCCCGCCGGCCGCCCCCCGCGCCGCCCCUCCCCCCCUCAUGCGGGCCCAGGCGUCCUGCUGCCUGCCCCCGGACGCCAGCGUCUUCGUGAACAUGCCCACCAACUUCUCGGUGCUGAACUGCCAGCAGGCCACCCAGAUCAUGCCCCACCAGGGGCAGUUCCUGCACCCGCAGUACAUCGGCUACGCCCACCCGGUGUCCCCGGCCCCGGCCUUCCUGGACCCCACCCAGGGAGGGUACAGACCCCUCCAGUCCCCCUGCCCUCCUCCCACCGCGGGCUCCAGUGUCAACAGCGACCAGAAAUACCCUCCAGUGACAGUGUGACGACCUGGAGACCGCUCCGCCAAGACCGACUUGUGAAGUUUAACCUGUGAGGGCAGAGACCUUUAGGGCGCGCUGCCGGAACCGGAGGGGGAGAAUAAAGAAAAGGAGGCCGAGUCAGACUCAUACCAAAGACUCCCGAAGCCGAUACCGGUGGCAGGGCGGCACGCCUGCCCUGCCGUUGUGUGGCGUGUGUCUGUUUAACCUUUAAAACGUCUGAAUGAGCUCAGCUCAGCCUGUGACGGACGCGUAAACAUUCUCUCUGGACGCAAGGAGAGAGAACGUGUCUUGGAGGGUUCCACACAGCCCCGUGUGGGUAAUCACAUGCAGCUCGCCGCCGCCGCCCGCGGAUCAAAUAAAGGCUGCAUGUGUUUGUGUUUGCAUGGAUGUGAUUGAGAAAAUGAUUUGUUGGCUUACAUGUGCGGGAAUGAGUGACGACUGGAUGAUUUAUAGCGGUUGGACUGUAUGAAAAAUGGAUAUCGGAGCAACAAAAAUAUGACCACAUGCUGUGUUUGUGCCAUGUGCACAUCUGUGCCUGUGAAUGAUCGUGAGUGGUUUCUACAUUAGUGUAUUUGUGUGUUUUUUUUGAAAGCUUGAGGAAAGAAAGCUUGCUGAUGGAUGUUUGUAUACUGUAAGUGUGUGAGACUGGGAGAGUGUGUGAAGCGUGGACGGACGUGGUCGUGUGAGUAACUGCGAGGGAACCGGGGCGUAAUGGGAAAUGCAGGUGGGGCGAUGUGAAAGGCAGUCGCAGUCUCCCUGUAGGCCGUUUAAACUCUAAUGAAGUGAACACAGGACACAGACUGUGACGCUCCACCCUAACUCCACAAACCCCCCCCCCCCAAACCGACUGCCACCCAGAUAGAAAAAAAAAAAAAAAACCCACCAGAAACCCCAGAAUGCCCCGAGCGGAAACACACUCACAGACCCCGAAGAUGACAAUAUUCACCCAAGGCCGGCGGUUAAUGUUCCCUGGAAGUGUGUGAGUGUGUGACAGAGGAGUGAGCAGCAGUUCUCUGAAGAUUACAGUUAAUUAUACAGUGAAAACGGUGCCAGCUGCCCCCCCCCCACCCCCCUUCACUCCUCUCCUGUGAGGGGAUGUGUGUACAUAACACCACCACAGUUCAGCGCUUCACUGCUGGCAGCUCUGACUCAUUUUCCACUCAAGAAAGGUACAGAUAGGGGGCAACUAUCGGUUCUCCGUCUGAAUAAAAUUUUUAACCGAAAGUUGCAGAUUAUUCAUUUUUCAGCCUUUAUUUUCACUGUUCUGCAGCAGGGUCACUGUAACUGAGGAGCGUGCAGCUUGAGGAAUGCGCUGCUCCACUGAGCGUGCAGCCUGGGAUGUCCCUCAGAGCUGAACCCGGCGCGUUUGUACUCAAAGCACAAUGUCUGUGAGAUCCAGAGGGCAGCUGGUUACGCAAAGUGAGAGCAUCUAAACAUGUUUGCUCCCUUUGAAAUUUGAUGUGACGCAAACAUUUUUCAUAUGACUUUGGGGAAAAAAAAUAAACUCUAAAACAG